UCCCAUAAUUCGUACCUAAUGGAUGUACUUUGUUGGUCCUUCCUUAAGACAAUGGCUCUUAAGUGUUGGCAUCGGUUAACCCAAGCAGAUAAUAUUUAUCAGUCCAUAAGACCCUUGGUUUACAUAUCGUUAAUCGGUUUAGCACCAUUUCGAAUGCAUUCGUCGCGAGAAGUGCAAACUUCAGCACCGGGUUUAUUCGUGAGUUUUGGACAUUUUCUAUUCUAUGCUCUGUGUUUGGGAUUAUCAUUGAACGAAGGUGACACUAUUAUUGGAUAUUUUUUCAAGACUACAAUAACCGAAUUGAGUGAUAUCACCCUCAUGAUGGCUGGAGUUAUUGCUAUGUUAAGUAUUUUCGGGUUUGCUAUAUUCAAACGACAUCGCUUAAUUCAAAUCAUUCAGAAAAACAUUAUCGUGGAUGAGAUCUUUGUGGGAUUGGGAUUGAAAUUAGAUUAUCGGAAAAUAUUGUGUUUUUCAUUUGUCAUUUCGGUUGUCAUGAUGACAUUUAAUUUGGGAUAUUUAAUAAUCAGUUAUUUUUUGUUGAAAUCUGCGUGCAUUAAGCCAUCGUUUGUGGUGUUUACAACAUUUGCUUUGCCACAUAUAAAUACUACGAUCAUGGUGUUCAAAUUUAUGUGCACCACGUAUUUGGUGAAGAGUCGUUUUUCGAUGUUGAAUAACAUACUUAAAGAUAUGCUGAAAAAUGAAACCGAACAGAAUAAUAGAACCGAAUUGUUACCCAUUCAUUCGGUGCACAGUGACAACGGUGCUGAUAGAAGAAGAAAAACACCUUCAAAACGUUACACCAUGGAUUCCUUAAUACUACGAAAUCCCUGUCAAUCUCUUAAGGAAGUCACCAAUAUUCACAAUCUUUUAUGUGACAUUUGCAUUAUAAUUGAAGAAUACUUUACAUAUCCUUUGGUAGCCAUUGUUGGCAUAUCCUUUAUGUUUAUACUAUUUGAUGAUUAUUAUAUUUUGGAAGUUAUGUUGAAUCCAAAUCGCUUGGAAUAUUUUGAAGCUCAUGAAUUUUUUGCAUUCUUUCUAAUUCAAAUGUUAUGGUAUGUUAUAAUUAUUUUGGCAAUAGUUGAAGGAAGUAGUAGUACAAUAAAGGAGAGUCGUAAAAGUGCAGCAUUGGUUUCGAAACUAUUAAACGCGACAGAAAAUUUAGAAUUGCGUGAGAGACUUGUAAGACUAUCAAUGCAAUUGGCUCAUAGGAAAGUUUGCUUUACAGGAGCGGGCCUAUUUAAUUUGGAUCGAACUUUGAUAUUUACUAUUUCUGGAACUGCAACUUGUUACCUUAUUAUUCUCAUACAAUUUCGUUCGACGACAGUUUUUCACGAGGACUCCAAAAAAGGUGGUAAUUGCAGUGCAAAUUACAUCUGAAACAAAUUAAAUGCCUAAACUUUCAUCGAUUACACAUCUGUCAUAAAAGCACAUCAUUAAAGUUUAACAUCAAACUAAGAAACAAAGUAAACAAAUAAAUAAACAUGCCUGCUGUAUCAUGGAAGUUGUAAUUUCAUAUUAGUUUAACAAAGGAAUGUAUGGUGUAUUACAUCUUAUAAAAUUAUUGUAUAU
Eupeodes corollae is the source of this 1569-nucleotide messenger RNA. RefSeq names its product putative gustatory receptor 28a (gene Gr28a). Bases 19 to 1377 code for a protein of 452 amino acids. Lineage: Eukaryota; Metazoa; Arthropoda; Insecta; Diptera; Syrphidae. The record is from RefSeq and is a predicted model, not a curated record. Gene Ontology annotation, cellular component: membrane; axon; dendrite. Gene Ontology annotation, biological process: sensory perception of taste. The transcript is spliced from 4 exons.